AUGGUAAUACUACACAUCACACCGUCACUUAGAGAUAUCUUGCUUGUUCCUCAAAUCACUAGGAAUAUUUUAUUUGUAUCUCAGUUCUCUAAGGAUAAUGAUGCUUACUUUGAGUUUCAUCCUAAUCCCUGUUACAUUAAAUUCCAGGCAUCUAAGGUUACCUCUCUUGAAGGCGCUCAUGACUCUGAUGAUCUGUACAGAUUCUUCUCAUUGCUUGUGAAAAAGACAACAUCUUCAAUUUCUGGUGGGAUUCAAGUCACAUCUCCAACUGUCAAUAAUGAUGUGCAAAGUCAAGCUAGUACCAGUUCUAUUCUUUCUAUUUGGCACCGUAGGCUUGGUCACGCCCACUAUGAGGCAAUUAGGUCUAUUUUACAAAAUUGA
Vicia faba (fava bean) is the source of this 381-nucleotide messenger RNA. Lineage: Eukaryota; Viridiplantae; Streptophyta; Magnoliopsida; Fabales; Fabaceae. The record is from the annotation of a GenBank genome assembly.